CACACCAGUUGCCCCCUCGCCUUAGCUUAGCUCCAUGCCUUGAUUCAUCUUCUAUCUUCCUCCAUCGUUACGUCACUGCUUCACCAACAACAACAACACACACACACACUCUAUUUGGACCCACCAAAUCAGACGAACAAGCCCUACCGGCGAAAUCAAGCAUUAAAUUCACUCACGCUUUUCCCGUGAACACGAUAUUCUAUUUUUUGAAAUCCCGACAAGAUCUCUCUGAUUGUUUCGUUUCAAAAUUCCUCGGAAAAACCGAGUAUAUGAGUUGAUCAAAGAGUGUGGUUAAGCAAUGUCUUCUAAUGAUAGAGAGGAUUCAUACAAUGGGCAGCUGUUGAGAGACAUCAAGGAGGUAAGUAAAGCUCUUUACUUGCACAACGCACCUCAAAGACCACUCCUUUCGUUGCCUCCUCCUGUCCGCUCUAGAUCUGUCUCCAAAGGAACCACAGAGAGUGGAGUUUUAUUGCCAAGUAAGAAGAAGAAAUCAUCGGUAUCAUGGGAUUGGAAGAAGCCUUUGAAAGCCAUAGCUCAUUUGGGGCAGCGUAGGUUUGAUGUUUGUUUUCAUCUCCAUGUUCAUUCCAUCGAAGGCCUGCCUUCGAAUUUGGAUGGCACUAAACUAGUUGUCCAGUGGAAGAGGAAAGAGGAAGUGAUGUCUACUCAACCUUAUAAUGUCUUGCAAGGAACAGCUACGUUUGAAGAGACUUUGACGCAUAGAUGUUCAGUCUACGGUAGCAAACAUGGGCCGCACCGUUCUGCGAAAUACGAUCAGAAGCUUUUCUUGGUCUGUGCAUCUCCUGUUGAUGCUCCCUGGCUUGUUCUAGGGAAGCAUUGGGUUGAUCUCGCCAGGAUCUUGCCUUUGUCUCUGGAGGAGAUGGAAGGUGCGAGAAGCUCGAGGAAGUGGAACACGAGCUUUAAGCUAUCCGGUGUGGCGGCUGAUUCUGCUGUGUUGAAUCUUAGUUUUGAUUACUCGGUUGUCACCAGCUCUGUCUGUGAUUCAGCUAGUGGUGGGAAUGUGAUGCUGAAGAGGGUUGGUAGUGUUCCGAGUAUGGAGCGUAGAUCUUCACCGGUCGAUGAUGGGAAGGUCUCUCAUCAGCUCUCGCCGAAUCUGAGUCUGGAUCUUUCAAGGUCUGUUGAUCUUCUCUAUGAAAAACUUGACGAACGAAACCAAGAAAGAUCAACAGGAACUAAGGUUGAGCAAGGUGUGGAGACUGAUAGGCAAGAAGAUGACCCUAAGAACACUGGAAAAGAAGUAGGAGAAAGAACUGAUUCAAAGGAGAUUGAAAUUAUUGAUGUCUAUGAGUUACUUAAAGAUGAAGAUGAAGAUGCAGAGGAAACCUGUUUUGUUGAUCAGUUACCAGUGGCGGAGCUAAAAAGUUCUGACUCAGUUGAGAUUAAAUCUUCAUCAGCCAUCGAUGAUUCCACUGAGGACUUGGAAGUUAAAUCUAGUUACAAAGCUGCACAAGUAUUAACAAAGUCAAGAAGCUUGGAUGACAUUACUGAAUCUGUAGCUAAUGAUUUUCUAAACAUGCUUGAACUUGAGGAAUCUUCUUAUGUUUACACCUCAGAUGGUGAGCCUACAUCUCCUCGUGAGUAUCUGCUCCGUGAGUUUGAGAAGGAGGCUCUCGCUUCUGGUAACUGUCUAUUAGAAUAUGUGUCUGAUAUUGAUGAGGAACCGAAUGAUUUCUCGUUCUCCUCAAGUUCUGUGAGUGAGGGAAAGUCUCAGCUGUUAAUAAGCAGAAGGAAUGCUAAGGAACUUGAAGACUUGGAAACUGAAACUUUAAUGCGAGAGUGGGAUUUAGAUGACAACAGUUUUAACGACUCUCUCUGUGUUUGUUCUGAUGGGUUUGGAAGUCCAAUAGAGCUUCCAGUUGACGAGCGGCCACUUGGAGAUAAUGUUGGUCCUUUUGUUUGGACAAAAGGAGGAGGGUGUAUCCGGUCCAUGAGUCCGUUACUGUUCAGAAAGUGUAAGGAUGCUUCACGUCUGAUCAUGCAAGUUUCAGUUCCUGUGGUGUUGGUACCAGAGUUAGGCUCUGGUGUUCUUGAAAUACUCCAAAGCUUGGCAGCUUCUGGAAUCGAAGGGCUUUGCUCUGAAAUUAACGCAUUAAUGCCUUUGGAAGAUAUUGUGGGGAAGAAAUUACAUGAAGUUAUCGAGGACACAACACUUGAGAGAAAUGUACAUGAUUGUUCUUCAAAAGAAAAUCUUGGGGCCUUUGGAUCCAAUAUGUGUUCAGGUUAUGUACCUCUUGACACUCUUGCUUCCUUAGCUAUGGAUGGCAUAGAGAUUCUCUCGGUAGAAGGAUUAAAGAUUCAAUGCAGCAUGUCAGACCAAGAUCCACCAUCAGUCACUGCAGCCAAACCCAUGGAUCACUCUGAGGCUUUAGAGUUGAUUAGCUUUUCGUUAACGUUGGAUGAGUGGUUAAGGCUUGACCACAGAAAUUCAGACACUGAAGAUACCUCUAGGAACAAGUUGACACUUGCUCUUAGAGUGCUGCUUAGAGAUCUAUCUCGAUAUAACGAACCUGUUGGUGCAUCUAUGCUUGCUCUGAUCCAAGUUGAAAGGUCUCUGGUUUCCUCAAACCCACCUCUGUGUAGUUUGGUUCAAGGAGAAUUCUUUGGAAACGAUACACAUUUGUGGAGAAUCACCGACAUUGGUCUUGCGGGUUUGAAAACUGAGCCUGGUGUAGACCAUCCGUGGUGCACGAAGACCCAACAAGAGUCUGGAUCCUGCUGGUUACUUGCCAGUGGUACUGGUAAAACCAUUAACUGUCAAGCUUCCAAGUCAAAGGCGAUCAUUGUAUCAAACCCACAAGCAACCAGAAAGAACUUGGAUACAUUGUGGAGUAUAACAAUCGAUAGUAGGCACAAUCAAGAAGGUGAUUUGAGCAGCUCUGCUUCCUUUGUUCCACUAACAAGAAAUUCAGAUGUGAUAUUUUCUGAUGAAAUAACAAAAUGAUUGUGAUAGUAGCAAUUUCAUUAGAGCAUAUUAUCUUAUACAUUGUUUCCACACUCUGCUUAAGAGCAAGUCGUUUUGAUGUGAAAGCAGCUGUCCUUUUUUUCUACUUGAAAGAAGUAGAUUCAGAUGUCAUCAGUUAUAUGAAUGUGUAUGAGAAAAUAUAAUUUGUUUGGUAAAUAUAUUUCCAUUUGCAUCGAUGCUUCU
Messenger RNA from Brassica oleracea var. oleracea, 3163 nucleotides. RefSeq lists its product as uncharacterized. The record is from RefSeq and is a predicted model, not a curated record. The transcript is spliced from 3 exons. Bases 299 to 2959 code for a protein of 886 amino acids. NCBI's taxonomy places the organism in Eukaryota, Viridiplantae, Streptophyta, Magnoliopsida, Brassicales, Brassicaceae.